GUUGAUAUAAAGUAUCAAAAGGCUUCUAUAGUGGCUGACUGACAGGACACAAGAUAGGGGUGCGGUUUGCGAAGCAGCAGGACCCUUUGCCUUAUAUGGUGUCCCAGCCUUUGCCUUGGCAGGUUCACUCAGUGUCACACAGUCGGAGGAGCAGCAAAGUAGAUGAGUUUGAUGGCCUCAGGAGGAACAGCAUAGGAGUGUAUAGAAAGAACUCCAAUGCCACCAAUGGGACCUGCAUCGUUCCGGCUGAUCCUCCGCUCAGUCCCGUUGAAGCCGACAAGGCCGCCGCCACCAUUCAGACCCACUUCAGGAAGUUCCAACAGAAGAAGCAAAAGAACGGCAAAUAGAUGAAGAAAGAGGGGGAUGGUUGAAUCGGUGCUUCAAGCCUCGGAGAUCGCAUGUGGAUCCAAACCAUGAAAGAACUUUGUACUGGAACCUGGUCUCACAGAAAUUCGUGAAAUAGCCACGGAUUCGCUUAACUCAAAAUCCGUGGAAUAGCCACGGAUUCACUCAAAUUUCCGUGAAACUGACACGGAUUUUGCUACAAUGC
This is a messenger RNA of Centropristis striata (black sea bass), 550 nucleotides long. RefSeq lists its product as uncharacterized. The record is from RefSeq and is a predicted model, not a curated record. Lineage: Eukaryota; Metazoa; Chordata; Actinopteri; Perciformes; Serranidae. Bases 96 to 347 code for a protein of 83 amino acids. The transcript is spliced from 4 exons.